AUGUCCCAAUCCUCGCACCGCUCGAAAGCGCCCAGAAGGAGCGUGAACAGUUUACGAAAUGGAGAUGGAAUGUCGCGGGACUCGUCCAGGCCACGCAGAAAGUCUAUAGAUGCCAAUGAAGCAUAUCUAUAUGCUCUCCGCGUGGCUUACCUCUCUUACCUCCUCCAGCCUCGGACAACGCGCAAGAGACAUGUCGAAACAAAGCCUGCCAUGCACCGCUCGACAACGUCUAAUUCCUUCCACGAUCUCAUGAAUGAUUUCACCGUGGUGCGAGAUUCUAAGAGCACCAGAUUCCCCCAUGAUUUCAUCAAAGAGUUGGAAAAGAGGUUGAAGGGCAUUCUGAUUGGAACUGAGCGGCGGUCAGAAUACCAUGACCCUUUGGUCAAGCGAAUAUUCGCCAUCUUCCUCAACACUCUGUCCGACCCUUCUUUUAAAAAGCGCAUGGAAGCAGAUCGACGAGCUGAGGACCUGGUAUUGAUCUUCUUCUCGAAUGCUACAAAGGAAUUGCAAAAGGGAAAGCCUCCCGGGGACGACGCAGUUAAGCGCAUGGUGGACCGUCAUGUUGCUUUGUUCGUCCGUUUGUUAAGUCUCAUAUUGAAGGACCGCGACUGGGCGAGGGACAAGCCCGAACUGGCGACCCGUUUACAGACUCUGGAGUCAAAGCUACUCAAAGGCGACGACAAUCUGGCAACGUCGCAAAUCAAUGGACCAAUGACUUUUGUCGAGGAAGUUGUGCCGUUGAGUUACGAAGUCAAGGACAUGCCUCUGGUUCAGGUCGUCGGUCAGAUUUUUGGGUUGAGCAAUACGAUGAUGCAGUCUGACAUCAACAAAUACAAGAACACUUGGACGGAGAAAGCAGCGCUUCAAGAUCUGAAAACGUACCAGCAACAUCUCAACCUGGGCACCAAUCUGACCUUGAAUGCGAAUGAUUUUGACACUCAAGAGGCCUACGAGGCAUGGAAGAAGACCGAGGGCCCUGAUCUCUCCCAACUCAUGCUAGCUAUUGUGCAAGCCAAUCCAGAACUGGCAAAGAGCACCCCUGGUGGCACUCUCCCCCAGUUCAACCAACAGGCUGCAUCUACUAGUCCUACCAACUCUCAAUACGCGGAAGUCUCCAGGGUCCUUUCUCAGCCUGGGGACUCUUCAUCCUAUGUCCUGGAUCUGCCGGCAGAUCUCAGCUCGCUCGAUCUGGAUUCGGCCAACUCAUCACUACAGGCCGAUGACGCAGCGCAUAUCUAUACCUUUAUUCCUUCUAGCCCACGAGCCAUGUUUCGCUACAUCAUGCACCAGGCUCUUUCUCAUGACCUUAACGAUAAGACGAACGACGGAGGCCAACUUUUCUCCCAGAAGACGACGGAAUUGCUGAACGAGAUUGCGUUAAGAUGGCGAAUACCCAAGUUCACUCGAAUGGUUCUGUUUCUGGAUGUUGUUCGCGAAAGGUUCGUCGAGCAGGCCAUCAGCUUGGAGAUGUUGGACGCGGCCUUCAACUACGUCAAGGAGCCUCUGCAGGACGACCCAAAAAGCAAGAGAAGUUCCCUGGUGAUGAGUACAUCGCUUAACGACAGGUAUCAUUGGACUAUUGCCGACUUUGCCCUGAUGGGAAAAGUGCUUCACAUGCUGCAUGAGGCGUUGCUUCGAGAUUUGUAUGAGGUGAUGAUGACCGCUUAUGCCGAAAAAGCUGAACUGCAGAAGGUCGGGGCCAUCAUGGCUGUUCUUGAUGAUCAUAUCCGAAACGAUCCCAACUUCACCCCGAACAAGGAGGACUUCGAGAACUUCAAGAAUGCAGCCAUAGAUGGAUUGGCAAAUGAAGCUCGAAAGAUGUAUGACAUUCUGCUGGACCGUGAACUGCCAGGGGCGAAUGACAGGUGGGAAUUCUACCAUGUUCAACAGCUAGCCAAAGCUGUCUUGAAGCUUGCAGAGAGGGUCCAAAAGAGAUUCAGGAAGAACCCGGAAAUUCUCGGCAUCAACCCAUUGAUGAUUCUGCUCAAUUGCACACUGCCUGCGUUUGCAGAAGACUCGAAGGCGAUGGUAGAGCACAUCUUGAACGUUGCGCGAAGAGAUGGCUUCGAAGUUGCCAUUCAAGACGGUUUCAACCUGUACAAAGCGCUGAGCGAAUUCCGCCGAGUCCACACCGACGCAUUGCCUCAUGUGCCAUUCCCUUACAAAAUUGAGCAUUUACUGGCCGACUUUGUCUGGCGAUGGAUCAAGAUCACCGAGGAACAAGUAAUCGGGUGGGUUGAAAACGCUGUCAAGCAAGACAAAUUUGUUGUCAGAACGCAGCACCCUGGUCAAGUUCCCACCGAAGACGAGCGUCACUCGACUUCCAUCAUCGACAUCUACAGCUCUUUCAGCCAAGUCAUUGAGCAGGUCAGCCAGCUGAAUUGGGACGACGACCUCACCUAUGCGAAAUUCAUGACUGCACUCUCCAAAGCCCUUGGGCGUGGUGUUGCAAGAUACUGCGAACUACUGGACCAGAUGUUCAGUAAAGAAAUGGACAGAAUGACACCGGAGCAAGAGGCAGCAGCCACGAUGACAAGACAGGAGAAAUGGGUUCAACUUGCCAAAGAUACCUGGAACAAUAAGGAGCGAGUGGAGCCAUUCCAGUUCUACCCAGAAUCAUUCGUGAAACUUAACAACAUCUCCUUCGCCAUCCAACAGUGGGACAAGCUUGAGUCGGAGGUGAAUGUCGACGGUUGUGCAGAAGUGAUCAAGAGACAUACUCCACCGGUGGUUCAACGGCCUCGGAAAACGUCAAAUUAUGUCUUCACCAUCAAGAUUGUCGAAGCAGAAGACCUGAAAGCAUGUGAUGUCAACGGCUUCAGCGACCCAUAUGUGGUCUUGACCGAUGAAUAUCAGAAGCGCCUGUUCAAAAGCAGGAUAGUUUACCGGAAUCUCAAUCCGCGGUGGGACGAAUCGGUGGACAUCACCACGCAAGGGCCACUCAACCUGAUUGCUACCGUCUGGGAUUGGGAUGCGGUCGGUGAUCAUGACUAUGUUGGACGGACUUCCCUCAAACUGGAUCCCUCGCAUUUCAGUGAUUUUCUGCCGCGUGAAUACUGGCUUGACCUGGACACUCAAGGGCGGGUUAUGGUCCGAGUCAGUAUGGAGGGCGAACGAGACGACAUCCAGUUCUAUUUUGGGAAGGCCUUCAGAAACCUGCAGCGCACCCAGCGAGACAUGACCAGGAAGAUCACCGACAAACUGUCGGCUUACAUCAGUCAUUGCCUAUCCCGGCGGGCACUACGGUCUUUACUGAAUCGCGGAAUAUCCAUCUCGACCGUGUCGUCCUACUUCGCGCGGAAUCGAGCCUCCACAGCAGUGACGACAGCGAUGCCAACAGAUGCAGAAAUCGUCAACGCCUUAAAACCCUUGUUUGACUACUUCGACGACAACUUCGCUAUCAUGCAACAGACAUUGACUUCAGAUGCAAUGAAAGCCGUCAUGACGCGAAUCUGGAAAGAAGUUCUUGCGACCAUCGAAGGCCUCCUGGUUCCUCCGUUGUCCGACAAGCCUUCUCAACAAAAGGCACUCAGUCAACAGGAACUGGACGUGGUCUUCAAAUGGUUACAAAGCCUGCUCGAAUUCUUCAACGCCGUAGACGAAGAGACCGGCGAAGCAAAUGGCGUUCCCCUGAACAUCCUGAAGAAUCCGAAAUACCACGAACUGCAGAUGCUCAACUUCUUCUACUUCGAACCCACCGAAAGCCUGAUCCGCGAGUCGGAACGGAUGGCCUCUGCAACAGCCAUCAACCAACAAAUGCAGCGGUCCCGAAUCUCGGCUCCAGCCAACCUUGGGACUGUGGGCGGAGGGGGUCUUUUGAACUCUGGUAGUUUGGCGGGCGCCCGACGUGCUAAGAGCAUCAUGUUAAGCCGCAACCUUGGCACCAUGCGCAAAGCCAAAGAGGAGAAAUGGAAAGCCGCCCAGGCGGAACCGAACGAUGACAUGAUUUUACGUAUCCUUAGAAUGAGACCCGAAGCCGCUGGGUACCUGAGAGAUCGAUCGCGACAGAAAGAACGACUUGCCGCCGCGGCCGCUGCUGAGAUGAUUGUCAGGCAGAGUCUUCUCGCUGGUGGGGGAAGGAUGACUGGGCCGAGUGUCAUUCGACGAUAG
Messenger RNA from Capronia coronata CBS 617.96, 4110 nucleotides. RefSeq lists its product as uncharacterized. The record is from RefSeq and is a predicted model, not a curated record. NCBI's taxonomy places the organism in Eukaryota, Fungi, Ascomycota, Eurotiomycetes, Chaetothyriales, Herpotrichiellaceae. The coding region runs from base 1 to 4110 and encodes 1369 amino acids. The transcript has a single exon.